This is a messenger RNA of Hevea brasiliensis (rubber tree), 1415 nucleotides long. Its product is annotated as TLC domain-containing protein At5g14285. Gene Ontology annotation, cellular component: membrane. Lineage: Eukaryota; Viridiplantae; Streptophyta; Magnoliopsida; Malpighiales; Euphorbiaceae. Bases 279 to 791 code for a protein of 170 amino acids. The transcript has 2 exons. The record is from RefSeq and is a predicted model, not a curated record.
AAAAUAUUCCGUAUAUGAGACACAUUUGCGGUGACAGAGGUGUCAGUUGUGCCUUGGAACAGCGUCGUUUAAUGUCCUACCGCCAUCUGCGAUCUCUGGUCUGCUCUCAAUUCGACUCGACAACGACAAGUAAAAAAACAAAAAAAAAUUUGAUCAAAUUUCAUUCAUCAAAUCCCUCCACACACCACUAUUCUUCUUCUCUCUAAACCCUACCCUCCUUCUCUUUCAGCUUCUUCGUUCUUCCCAAUUCAAUUCUCACAAAAAAAGGUUUCAACUUAAUGGGAACCCUAAUUCAAUCUCUUCCAGAUCUUCCUCUUUUCUUCUCCUUCUUCCUUUUCAUCUAUCUCUUAGCUCAAUUCCUAGUCUUUCGUAAUUGGAGCCCCAAUGUCCGCCCCGAAGCCUCCAGUUGCUUAAUCUCCCUCUUUCAUGGUACACCGGCUGUUUUUUUAGCCUCUUACGCCAUACUCAUCGACCCAAAUCGGGGUUUCUCGUCGCCGAACACCGAAAUCCAGGCGGCUGUUCUUGACUAUAGCAUUGCUUAUUUUUUAAUGGAUCUGAUUCAUUACCUCAUUUUUUUUCCUAGCGAUGUUCUUUUUAUUGGUCAUCACUUGGCUACUCUUUUCGUCUUCCUUACUUGCCGCUAUGUUGUCUCUCACGGCGCGUACGCCAUACUUUCCUUGCUGAUGCUCGCCGAAGUGACGAGUUUUUGCCAGAACUUGUGGACGCUCGCUGGUGCGCGAAGAACGGAUGCCAAAUUUGCAGCCAACGUAUAUAUGACGGCCAUUUCAUAGAUAUCAGUCUGUCUGAUGUGCAAGAAUUGAUCAAGAGAAGAACUCGUAGUCCUUGGCUUUAAGUAUGAUAUUCCUUAAUCCCCCAAUAGGAGAUAAAAUCAUCAAGAAGAUGCCAAGUUUAAUGCAGAUCUGCAAGGAAGAAAAACAUAAUCAAAUAAUUGUUUUUCAUGCUAAUUAAAUUGCAUGUAUAUAUGAAAAGAGCAUAGUUUAAGACGAAUGUAAUUUACCCAGUUGGUAAACCAUGAAAGGCUGAACCUCUUUGGUUUGUAGAUUGCAAGCCAAAUGAUGCAGGGGAGCUGAAAAAUGACAAAAAAGAUUCAAGUUUCCACACGGAAGCAUUGCUGGAAAAGGCAAUAUGCUAAACAGGCUAAGAAAAAGUAACUGGAGAUUGGGCUUACAAAGUAAGUUGUUGGGGCAAAAGCAAAUCCUCCAAAGAAUCCCAGAAGGCCACCAAAGAAAGGAAAGCAUAUGGCAACAAACAUUGUGGAUGCUGAAAUCAAGAAUAGACAUCAGCUUUGUUAUACAAACAGAACCCUUGAUUCACAGUUACUUGUAUUAUAAAUUUCUUACCAACAUAUAAAUUGCGAGUGAUGAAUCGAAGAGUAGUACUAGGCUUGAAAUGCA